This is a messenger RNA of Daldinia childiae, 2097 nucleotides long. RefSeq lists its product as uncharacterized. The record is from RefSeq and is a predicted model, not a curated record. Gene Ontology annotation, cellular component: membrane. NCBI's taxonomy places the organism in Eukaryota, Fungi, Ascomycota, Sordariomycetes, Xylariales, Hypoxylaceae. The coding region runs from base 1 to 2097 and encodes 698 amino acids. The transcript is spliced from 2 exons.
AUGCUUCAGACUUUGAGCAGUCAGUCGCCAGUACCCUCUGAAAUAUUUGCGCUUAUUGCGCUUCUUAUUCUAUCCCUUAUUGUUCUCCUAAUCCAGCGACAUUACCUCCCACUACGAACAACGCCAGCCUACCUACUAGUGCCCGUCUUCUUUGCACUAUGGCUACCUGCGAGUAUCGUGUUAUUAGUCCCUAUUGAUUUGGCAUCGAACGCCAGUACCGAUGAUGAAGCAACAAGAGGGAUUUGGCUCCCCCCUAGGGCACUGCUUGUAUCAUGGAGGAUCUCAUAUUGGCUAACAUUUGUCCUGACUUGGUUCAUACUCCCAAUACUUGCAGAAUAUUCAGAUGCUGGUUACCGCGAACCGAAAGACCGAAUACUUUACUCGCUGCGAUCGAACGCUCAGUACUAUGCACUCGUAUUUGGCUCGGCUGUACUUGGACUUGUAUAUUUCUUUAUAUCAUAUGGCCCUUCAUUCAUAUCGCUAAAGGGCUUGAUAUUAGCCUUGGCCUAUUGCUGGGGUUUGAUUUUAGCCAUCUACCUCAUGGGCCAUGGACUUGUUGCAAUUCCCCGAAAUUUGUUCCAAAAUGCAAGUGCCAGUCACCGACUACAUCGGCUACAGAGCCAUGCGCCGAAGCUAUAUGAAAAGAUGGAGGAUGCCAUGCUUAAUUUGGAAGAUUUAGAGGUCCAAGUGUCAGAACUAAGCAAGCGUAAAACUGGAAGUGCUAGGGAUUUCCAAGACUGGAUCGAGGAGUUGUCGGAUAUAUGCAAUAUUCCCGAAUCUAGACCUAGAAGUGUUCUCCCUCGAGUAGAUAAUGACGCUCGCAUAAUCCCGACAGUCAUCACGGGGAAGUACUUGGCAGACCUCACACGCCAACUAGACCGCGCGAGGCAUGCUAAGUCGCGAUAUGUCGAUGAGUGGGAUCGCUUACUCCGCGACGCUUCAAAAACGCAAGCGAUACUAGAUUCUGCUGCCUCAAAGAAGCUCGACUUUGGGAGAAGUUCACCAGGCUCCUCGUUCUGGGAGAAGACUACUGUGCUCACUCCCUAUACACGGUAUAUCCUUUACUUCCACAUUAUACCUUGUCUCCGUAUUCUCUUCGGCGGCUUCCUUGCGCUAGCAUCAGCUUGUAUUAUAUGGUCCGAGUUAGUAAAAGCAGCUCUACCGUCAUUAUCAGUUAUCCGGUUUACUGUCGUUCAUCAUUGGACUGGUGACAACGGUCGUAUUGGCUUCGCAGGUCAAGUUAUCGCAGCACUUUGGAUAAUGUACAUGUGCGCCGCAGCUCUUCAUUCUGUAACCGAAGUCAAAGUAUGGCGUGGUCGCGCUCUAGUUCGCCGCAAUACUGCCCACGAAUCGGCAUUUUGGUACGCGGGUCAGGUCGCAAAGCUCAGUGUCCCGCUAUCCUACAAUUUUGUCACGUUUUUAUCUCGAUCGAUAUACGAGGAGACCACCUUCUAUAGUAUCCUAGGGCAAUACGUCGACCUUACUCCGCUUGGGAAAUGGUUUGACUAUUUAUUCCCAAUUUUUGUUCUCGUCCCAGUGUGCGCUACCUUGUUUGGAUUAUACGGUAAAGUGAGACGACUCUUCGGAUUUGGUGUUGACAUUGUGGACGAAGAAGAUCAACCCAGCUAUGGUAGCGGCUCGUGGCGCGAGGGGAGAGACUUAAUAGAGCGGGAACUAAACGGGACAUCGAUUUCGCGAAGGUUAGAUGAGGCUGCGUCCAGAUCUGCCAAUGGUCAACGCCGCGCCGCUCCUAUCUUGACAGUGCCGGCAGCCAGAGCCGAGGGUACUAGAACACCUUUUGCUACAUCACCAUCAUAUCACGAUGAGCCUGUUGGGAGGUCAGGACGACCCUCUCGACCCGACAUCAACGACUCGGAGCCUGAGGAUGAUAACUUCUUUACGAGCCUAGGGCAUCGAUUUAAAAACACAUUUGAUACUAUAGACACUCCAAAGUGGAUCCAGGACAUUGGAGAUGGGUUCAAGAAGCCGAAAUGGAUGGGUGGUAAUGACGAGGCUGGCGAGAGUAGUAAUAGAACAGGACGGAGUGACUCGGACAUACGUCGAUGGUUCGGAGGUGAUGGUAGGAUAAGACUAUAA